CGCGGAGGACCGUCCUCCCCCUGCGGCUGUAACUCCUGAGUUGCCGCCCUUGGUCAGCAGAAGAGGAAGGGGCGGGGUCUGCGCUGAUGCGCAUGCGCACACAGCCUCCGCCCCGGAGUGGUCGCUCUAGGCCGCGGGGAGGUCGCGGGGUUGCGGGGCCUGAGUAGCGACUGCUGCCUCUCCUCUAUGGUCACGGGCCGGGGGCACUCUCCUCCGCGGUCAGUCCUAGGUUACUUCCGGAAGUGAAGCCUCCCCCUCUGCUGCUUCUGGGAUCCUGGCCGGGGGCUAUGGCCGGGUUAGCCCCUGGACGAGUGAAACGGAUUUUAUGAAAAUCUGAAGCAGUUUCCUGAAUCUGAAAUUUUUUGUGUCUGUGGAUCCUGGAAUUUGCUGAGCAAUGGAGGAGCCCAAGCAAAGUAACCUGAACACAACAGGCCCGGAGAAGGACGACCCUCCCACAGACCCCUGCCCUCCAAUCUCUGUUAGUGAGUUUUCUUGCCACUGCUGUUAUGACAUCCUGGUUAACCCCACCACCUUGAACUGUGGGCAUAGCUUCUGCCGGCACUGCCUCGCUCUGUGGUGGGUGUCUUCGAAGAAAACCGAGUGUCCAGAAUGCAGAGAAAAGUGGGAAGGUUUCCCCAAGGUCAACAUUCUCCUCAGGGAUGCCAUUGAAAAGUUAUUUCCUGAUGCCAUUAGAAUGAGACGUGAAGACAUUCAGCAAAAUAAUGACAUAGUCCAAAGUCUCGCAGCCUUUCAAAAAUACGGGAACGAACAGAUUCCUUCAGCUGCCAACACAGGCCGAGUGAACCAGCAGAGAGGAGGGGGGUUCUUCUCCGGGGUGCUCACAGCUUUAACUGGUGUAGCAGUGGUCCUGCUAGUGUAUCACUGGAGCAGCAGGGACUCCGAGCACGACCUCCUGGUCCACAAGGCUGUGGCCAAAUGGACCGCAGAAGAAGUCAUCAUCUGGCUAGAGCAGCUGGGCCCAUGGGCCUCUCUCUACAGAGACAGGUUUUUAUCCGAAAGAGUAAAUGGAAGAUUGCUUUUAACUUUGACAGAGGAAGAAUUUUCCAGGGCACCAUAUACCAUAGAAAACAGCAGCCACAGAAGAGCCAUCCUCAUGGAGCUGGAGCGCGUGAAAGCACUAGGUGUGAAGCCACCCCAAAAUCUCUGGGAAUAUAAGGCCGUAAACCCGGGCAGAUCCUUGUUCCUGCUGUAUGCCCUCAAGAGCUCUCCAAGGCUCGGUUUGCUGUACCUAUACCUGUUUGACUACACAGACACCUUCCUCCCCUUCCUCCACACCAUAUGCCCUCUACAGGAAGACGGCUCCGGCUCCACCUCUGGCUCUGGGGACCACAUCCUCAGUAAGCUCCUGGACCUGAGAGAGCCCACGUGGAAGCAGUGGCGAGAGUUCCUUGUCAAAUACUCCUUCCUUCCCUACCAGCUCAUAGCCGAGUUUGCCUGGGACUGGCUGGAGGUCCAUUACUGGACAUCGAGGUUUCUCAUUGUCAAUGCCAUGUUACUGUCAGUUCUGGAAUUAUUCUCCUUUUGGAGGAUCUGGUCAAGAAGUGAGCUGAAGACAGUACCUCAGAGGAUGUGGAGCCACUUUUGGAAAGUGUCAACGCAGGGGCUUUUCGUGGCCAUGUUCUGGCCCCUCAUUCCUCAGUUUGUUUGCAACUGUCUGUUUUACUGGGCCCUGUACUUCAACCCAAUUAUUAAUAUUGAUCUUGUGGUUAAGGAAGUCCGACGGCUGGAAACCCAAGUGUUGUGACUGGCACUACCCUGGCUCUGGAAAACUCUUCGGAUCUCCCUGAGCCCUGAUGCUUCAGAAGGCAAGGGAGGAAGCAGACUUCCCUGUUUCUACCCCUGGUAAAGCAAGGUGCUGCUUUAUGUCAAAGGCUUCAACCAGGUCCUCUCUCCCUCUGCCUGUGGCACAGUGGCAGCAGAGACUGAUGUCCCAGUGCACAGAGGACUGUCUGGCCAGCACAGCAGCAGCCCCUCCCCUGCCUCCCUCACAGGGACUGGGGAGGCUGAGGCCACAGUGGCUGUACAGUGUGGGUGAUGUCAGAAGGCCACCAUGUCGGCCAGUCCCCCCUUGCCCUAAUCUCAGUGACUGACAGAGGCUCCCAUAGUCUGAUACACCAGGCUUAUUGGGGCCAAGCAUGACCUGUGAAAAACAGGGAUAAGAUUUGUCAUAGGUAUAGAUAGUUAUACAUGAACAAUACAGAGGAAAAUUCAAAAUUCAAUCAGCAGUUCUUUCUUGUGGAAUAGUUGGUAGGCUUCAGAGUAAACCUCUAAAGGAAUUCAGAUUGAGGUUAAACUGAUGGGUAACUGUCUUCACUGUUUCUGUUUCUGCAAUCAUUGGGAGACUGGAUCCCUUCCUGGAAGGGGAGAGGGGUGUGAGUGGAAUGUCAGGGGUGAGUAGAAUGUAAUUCACUUCAUCUGAGCUGAGUCGGGCUACUUAAAAGCAGUUUGGGGUUUUGUUUUGUUUUUAAAAAUUUAAUUUGUAAAAUAAAUCCAAGAUAGUCUUUGUGCAAGGAAACAUUUUAUAAAUUGACCUCACACUGUAUAAUGUAUAGCCUUUAUCAUCCUGUUCUGAUAUGUAAACAGCAGGUAUAAUUAAGCCACGUGCUAUUAUUGUAAAUACCAGGAAUGAGCUGAAAGGUGGCCUUUCAUUUCCUUCCAGUGUGAAAAAUAGCAAGUAUGUUCUCAUCAAGAUUGGCUUGAGGGAGAUAGGCUUGCAUCCAAAGUGUGUGUUUGUGACUCCACAAACCAUUCCUUAACCCUUUGUAUCUUUGAGCAAAGAUUUCACUCAAGCUGCAUUUGAAAGUUUGAAGAAAUUACUUCAAAUAAAAAUAAAGAUUUUUAU
Castor canadensis (American beaver) is the source of this 2863-nucleotide messenger RNA. It is a transcript of the gene Bfar, whose product is annotated as bifunctional apoptosis regulator. Lineage: Eukaryota; Metazoa; Chordata; Mammalia; Rodentia; Castoridae. Gene Ontology annotation, molecular function: ubiquitin protein ligase activity; protein binding. Gene Ontology annotation, biological process: proteasome-mediated ubiquitin-dependent protein catabolic process. Gene Ontology annotation, cellular component: nucleus. The record is from RefSeq and is a predicted model, not a curated record.